ACCUCCUUGUGUAAUUUCACUGUUAUGCAUCUGACAUUCAGGCGUCGGUAACAUUUCCACGGCGGAGAAGCUGUUCGUCUAGAAGUCUCUCAGCGUCUCAAGAAGCAGGCUUAAAAUGCUGUCUUCUACCAUUGCCAAAAGACUGGUGAAAGGAGUGUGCCAGGCAGCGUGGAGACCAGCCGCCACAGGGUUGGUAUCAUCUCGUGGUUACCGUGGAGAUGCUCCAGACGACACCAGGGGCGACCUGAUUGAGAUCCCUUUGCCCCCUUGGGAGGCGAAGCCCAACGAGCCCAUUGACAUCAAGAAACGUCGACUGCUGUAUGAAAGUCGCAAGAGGGGCAUGUUGGAGAACUGCAUUUUGCUCAGCCUUUUUGCAAAGCGAUACCUGAACACAAUGAGUGAGAACCAGCUGCAGCAGUACGACAGGCUGAUUAAUGAACCGAGCAAUGACUGGGACAUCUACUACUGGGCAACAGAAGCUCAGCCCACCCCUGACGUGUACCAAGGGGAGGUCAUGGACAUGCUGAAGGAGUUCACAAAGAAUCGCAACCAUGAACAGAGGUUAGAUGCACCCAGCUUGGAGUACCUGGACAAGGAAAGUCAAUGAGGUCGGACCUUUUAGACCCUCUCAGAGACUCAUUUUAGGUGGGGCACUGGUUGGAAUAUCAGUGUCAUUACCCACCAGAAGAAGUCAGCUGUCUUUUGCCAGUCAUACACAGCUGAGUGUACAAAAUAAUGUGCAGUGCAAAAUAUUUAGAACGCUUUACUAUCUAGUACUACACACCAGUCCAUGAAACUUUCUCACCAUGAAAGCCUCGGUCCACUAUUUCCUCUGUGACCAGGUCAGUCAUUAUAGGGUGAAGAAGAGUCGCGGAUGCUAAAGGGAAAUCAGUGCUUCAGGAAACUAUUGAUGCAGCAGAAGAUCAGGAAGGUGUUCUAAAUGUUUUACGUUGAUAAUACUGUAAAUUUGUGAUUCCAGACUGUAAAUUAAAACUGCUUAAUGUGUGCAUACUGAUCAAGCUGCCUUUGAUGAAUGAAUACAAGAGGAUUAUCUAUAUCAAGAGACACACUGACUCGCUCAUUAGCACACUCUGUUCAGUAAUUUUACUGUGCCUAUUACAGACAUUAUGGCUUACUUAAUAAAAGUUGAUGUUGAUG
Chelmon rostratus (copperband butterflyfish) is the source of this 1158-nucleotide messenger RNA. RefSeq names its product succinate dehydrogenase complex assembly factor 2 (gene sdhaf2). Bases 116 to 607 code for a protein of 163 amino acids. Gene Ontology annotation, cellular component: mitochondrion. NCBI's taxonomy places the organism in Eukaryota, Metazoa, Chordata, Actinopteri, Chaetodontiformes, Chaetodontidae. Gene Ontology annotation, biological process: mitochondrial electron transport, succinate to ubiquinone; protein-FAD linkage; mitochondrial respiratory chain complex II assembly. The record is from RefSeq and is a predicted model, not a curated record. The transcript is spliced from 4 exons.